This is a messenger RNA of Dermatophagoides pteronyssinus (European house dust mite), 2015 nucleotides long. RefSeq names its product triokinase/FMN cyclase-like. Gene Ontology annotation, biological process: glycerol catabolic process. NCBI's taxonomy places the organism in Eukaryota, Metazoa, Arthropoda, Arachnida, Sarcoptiformes, Pyroglyphidae. Gene Ontology annotation, cellular component: cytosol. The record is from RefSeq and is a predicted model, not a curated record. Gene Ontology annotation, molecular function: glycerone kinase activity.
AAGUUUUACCUGGUAAUCUGUGUUUUAAUCAUGACUGAAUCACAUGGAUGUAAAUAUCUAUUAAAUUCAACGGAUUUAAAUAUUCGUCAUCAUUUAACGGGUAUGGCACGUACAAAUCAAAAUAUACAGAUUUUAUCCGAUGUUGAUGGUAUUGUUCGUAAAGAUAUAGCCAAAUUAAAAGGUCGUGUUGUAUUGAUUAGUGGAGGUGGUGCUGGUCAUGAACCAAUGUUUGCCGGUUUUGUUGGUCCAAAACAAUUAACAGCCGCUGUAUCGGGUUCUUAUUUUGCAUCACCAUCGACAGGUGCCAUUAUGCGUCUUGUUGAACAGAUAACCAAACCAGAUUCAUCGAUUUUAUUCAUAACAGCAAAUUAUACUGGUGAUAGAUUGAAUUUUGGUCUUGCUAAUGAAUAUCUACGUUUACGUGGAUAUAAAAAUAUUGAAGCAUUUGUUUUUGGUGAUGAUUUGGCACCAUUUCUUACCACUGUUGCUGGUGGUGAAAAGAAUAAUAUUCAAAUCAAACGUAGAGGAUUAGCAGGCAUUGUAUUUGUACAUCGAAUUGCUGGUGUUUUAUCGGAACGUGGUCAAACACUUUCACAGAUAUUAUCAUAUUUAAAUCGAAUUAGUCGAUUAAUUUAUACAUUUUCGGUUAGUUUAAGUGCAGCCGAUAUUGUUGGACAAGGUGCAUCAUUUCGUUUACCCAAUGAUCAAAUGGAAUUAGGCUUAGGUGUUCAUGGUGAAUCUGGUGUUCGACGUUGUCGUUUAAUGUCGGCAAAUGAAACAAUUCGUUUAAUGUUGAAUGAAUUAAUUGGUCAUUUAGAUCGUGAUGGUAUUCUUGAACGUUAUCAACGAAAAGUUAUUGUUUUGAUUAAUAAUUUAGGCGGAAUGAUACCAAUGGAAAUGAAUAUUAUUGCCAACGAAGUUAUCGAACAACUUUUACAAAAAUCAAUCAAUAUUAAACGUAUUUAUUCGGGUAGUUUAUUUACAUCGUUCAAUAUGAAAGGUGUUUCAAUAACAAUAUUCAUUAUUGAUAAUGAUGAUAUUUUGGAUAUUUUGGAUGAAUUUGAUCGAAAUCAUGCUAUUCAAACAUUGUAUUCAGUGAAUAAAGAUUUUAUUUACAAUCAACCGGAUUCAAAGAUUCAAAAAAUUGAUAUCGAAAAACAACAAGAUCAACAACAACAACAACAAUAUGAUCAAUUAUUAUUUCAGAAUAUUUGUUCAAAAGAAAUUUUCGUUAAAUGUUUACGUAAUGCAUGCCAGUCGAUUAUUAACCAAGAAACAUAUCUAAAUAAUUUGGAUAAAACUGUUGGUGAUUCGGAUUGUGGUUCAACAUUAUCAUCGAUUGCACGAUUAAUAUUGAAUCAAUGUGAUUCAAUUGAUGUAACACCAACAUUUAGUAGAUUAUCCCGAUUAAUGAUCAAUAGCCAAAUUGGUGGUACAAGUGGUGCAAUCUAUAGUUUACUAUUUACUGCUGCACAUAAUUUUAUACAUAAUCAUUAUUUCAUUCAAUCAAAUAAUGAUGAUUCAAAAAAACAACAGCAACCGUCGGGAAAAAAAAUUAUUGAAAAAUUCUGGUUAAAAUUGAUUGAAUAUUGUAUGGAACGUUUAAGUUGUUAUGGUGGUGCUCGGAUUAAUGAUCGAUCAAUGAUUGAUGGUCUCAAUGGAAUUAUAAUUGGCCUUAAACAAUGUCUAUCAAUCAAUGAUGAUUUGGAUGAUAAACGUUUAGCUAAAAUUAUAUCCGAAUCAACUUGGCAUCAAGCAAAAUCAACAAUAACAAUGCGUGCAAAUGUUGGCCGUGCAUCAUAUGUUAAUGAAAAACAUUGGUUAAAAAAUCCGGAUGCCGGUGCAAUAGCCGUUGCUAUUUGGUUACAAGCAAUUGUCGAUACAUUGGCCAACAAUAACAAAGUUAUCGGAUGAAAAUAGCCAUGGAAAAACUGAUAAUAUUAGAAAACAAAAAAUGAAUUGUUUUGACUAGCAAAAUUCUUACCCAUUAAAUAAUAAAAUUGAAUAAUUUUUAU